UCUCUCUCUCCUUUCCUGCCCGAUGCUGCUCUCUGCGGUUUAACGGUCUCCCGUCCUCGAGGGCGGUUUGAAUCGGGCGCGCGCCUCCUGUCGUUCCCGCAGUGCGCGCCCUCGCCGCUGCCUGAGCGUGUCCCGCGGUGGGGCCCGGCUGGGCCGGGCCGGGCCAGGCCAAUGGCUGGAGCCGGCUCCCAGGAGGAGGCCAGUCCGGCGGCAGAGGGUGAAGCCGAGGGCGAGGCUUCAGUUUGGGCCUGCGGCGAGUACCGGCUGUUGGUGUGGACGGCAGCCGCCGUGUUACUGCCCGUCAUACUCACCCUGUGGUGCAGCGUGAGGAGGGCCCGGCGGGAGGAAGCUCUCAGGAGAGGCCCAGGCUUGGGUCUGGGCCUAGGCCUGGGCUCAUGGCCCGGAGCCUCGGUGCACAGUUGGCGCUACACCGACCUGUUCACGCGGCCCACUUACUGCAGCGUGUGCGGCCAGGCCACUCUCCGCGGCUCCUACUGCCCUUGCUGCGGAAUCUGUGUCGAUGACUCCUGCUUGGCCCAGGCCGAGCGGCGGCUCCGCUGUAAGGAGGCGGUGCAGCCGCCCCCGGCCCCGGCCCCGGCCCAGGCCCAGCCCGAGGCCCCGGCCCCGGCCCCCGCCCACCAGUGGGUCCGCGGGAACCUGCCGAUCUGUAACUCGUGCUCGGUGUGCGGCGCGCAGUGCGGCUGCCAGCCGCGGCUGUGUGAUUGCCGGUGUGUGUGGUGCCAGCGGGUGGCCCAUGAUGACUGUGUGGGGCAGCUCGCUGCUGCCUGUGACCUGGGCCCGCUCCGCCGCGCCAUCAUCCCCCCGCGGUAUCUCUACAUGGCCCAGCGGCGGAGGCGGCAGCGGCGGCCGGCCCCCGGGGAGCAGCUCAGCCAGUUCUCCUAUAUGUGCCCAGAAAACUGGAGCCCAAUUCUGGUCCUGGCGAAUGCUCGCAGUGGAAACAACAUGGCUCAGCAUCUGAUGGGAGAAUUUCAAACACUCCUUAAUCCCAUUCAGGUUGUUGAUCUUGAUUCCACGACUCCGUACAAAGCUCUGCAGUUGUGUACACUUCUACCGAGCCACAAAACGAGAGUGCUGGUUUGUGGGGGAGAUGGGACAGUGGGCUGGGUGCUGGACGCCAUUGAUGACAUGAAGUAUAAGGGACAGGAGCAGUACAUUCCAUAUGUUGCUGUUCUCCCUCUGGGAACUGGCAAUGAUUUGUCAAACACUCUCGGCUGGGGAGCUGGAUACACCGGUGACAUCACAACCGAAGAGAUUCUUCAGAGUGUUCUAGACGGGGAGGUAACCAGAUUAGAUCGAUGGAGUGUGCGGGUGACAAAGGGAUUUUACAGCUUCCAUAGGCCCAAGAUUUACACCAUGAACAAUUAUUUCUCCAUUGGACCAGAUGCGCUUAUGGCGCUGAACUUCCAUGAGUGCAGGCAGCAAAGCCCUUUCCUUUUCUCCAAUCGGAUUAUUAAUAAGGCUGUUUAUUUCUUCUAUGGGACCAGAGACUGUUUAGUUCAAGCUUGCAAGGACCUGGAUCAGAAGAUUGAGUUGGAGCUGGAUGGGGAAAGAAUUGCAUUGCCGAAACUGGAGGGGAUUAUCGUUCUCAACAUUGCUUACUGGGGAGGGGGCUGUCGGCUUUGGGAAGGCACAGGGGACAAACCUUAUCCCCCUGCCAGUCAUAGUGACGGGCUGUUGGAAGUAGUUGGUGUCUAUGGCUCAUUCCAUUGUGCUCAGAUCCACGUGAAACUGGCCAACCCAGUACGCCUGGGCCAAGCCUACACUGUCAGACUGAUUCUGAAGAACUCGGUGAUGCCCAUGCAGGUUGAUGGAGAACCCUGGGUUCAGGGACCAUGUUCUGUUGUCAUCACUCACAAAACCCAAGCUCUGAUGAUCUCACCAUCAAAACGACAACCAGAGGAGGAUGUCCAGGGUGCAUCAGCACAAGGCACAGUGGAAAGCUGACACCGACAUUCAGAAUGGUACAGAGGCAAUCCUGUCCAAACUGCCUCCCAACAGGGAAAGAUGCACUUUACCAGAGUAACGUUACUCCCUCUCCGCUUGAAUGGUGAUUAGUAGCCGAGAAACAUCAGAUACUGUGAUUCAUGAGAGCUGGAGGGAGGGAGUGUGAGCACUGGGGCUGGGAAAGCCCCUGAUCCUUGGGACUGGGGCAACACGAUUCCUUUGUGGGAUAGGGGAAGUUGAUCCAUGCAGGACAUUGGAGGGACAACAGGAAUCAGAUGGGGAAGGAUUUCUGCAAGUAAUUUGAGUUCUUUUGUAGAGAGAGCUUUACUCUGAAUUUAACCCCAUGCUGUCCCUGUCCUGGAAUUGUUUGAUGAGGACAGGGUCAGGAUUAAAGUGUGUUAUCUUCCCAAGUACGACAUUUACCAAAGGCAGCAUAAUAUUCCUGUCUGCUCUCCACCACGGUCUUGUUUAGUUGAUGCAGCUCCCCCACGAGUGAUUUCCAGCAGAUCGAGUGAGUUGGUUUAAUUUUCACUGUCCCUCCCCUAGACCGCCUUUCUGUUUUUGGAAGUUGUUAUUUCUGGAUCUUUGAUGUUGUUUACAGUAUAUUUUUUGUCUUGCUGUGUUUGCACAGAUUCUGGACCUAAUUGAGUCUUUGCACUGUGGCUGUUUACUGUGGUCAUUGUUACUGCUUCAUCCAUAUUCAUACUGCCGGGGUCUGGACUGCACUGCUGAUAGCUGACACUGAGUUGCAGGUCGACGCUGACUAAAGACCGGUUAACAUUUCUGUAUUGCAUAACCAAAUGAAAAGUCCCAACCUGCUUCCCAGGAGCUGUUCUCAAACACAAUUUGACCCCGAGCCACAUCAGGAGAUAUUAAAACAGGUCUCACAGCCUUGAUAUAAAGACAGAGAGAGAUUUUAAACGCCUAAGAGGUGACUCCGGGUCAAGUUGAGCUCGAGCUUUGUUUGUGACCUUCAUGAAAGUGCAGAACCGAGAGGCACCAGGGUCCAGGUUCUGCUACACCCCGGCCUUCACAGCCCCUCAUCAGUGGGGGUCAGGAACUGAGGCUGCCCCUGGGGAUUAGGGGAAUGGAGCAGGGGGUGAUGUUUGGGCUAUACUGAGCUGUUGUUAACCCCAGUUCCAUCCUGAUAACGAUGGGACUGAUGCUGCUCUCAAACCAAAUUCUGUCUCCUUUCCUGAUUCCGAACAUUGUUUCCACGUCACAUUUUUAUCCUCCGCUGCUUCUGGGAGGUGUAAUGUCAAGUGUUCUCAUUCCAUCUGUUGUAAUUUGUGUAAAUGGGGAGGGAAGAUUAAUGUCCUGAUUGUGGUCAAACUUUGUGACAUCAAUAAUGUGAAAUAAAUUUGGGACUAGCUCUGAAA
Molecule: messenger RNA, 3344 nt
Organism: Hemiscyllium ocellatum (epaulette shark)
Lineage: Eukaryota; Metazoa; Chordata; Chondrichthyes; Orectolobiformes; Hemiscylliidae
Gene: dgke
Product: diacylglycerol kinase, epsilon
Exons: 10
Coding region: 172-1965 (597 amino acids)
Molecular function (GO): ATP-dependent diacylglycerol kinase activity
Source: RefSeq, a predicted model, not a curated record